AUGACAUCUAUUGAUAACAGUUCUUCUAGCAUUACUGUCUGGAGCGAUUCCGCCGAUCUCGAACACGGUCCUCCACACAUCGAGCGCGUUGUUCUCCGAGUCAAUGGUCUCAAGUCGGGGUGUUGUGGAACGAGUGUCACCAGAGCUGCGAGCCGGAUCUGCUCCGUCAAGAAACACCAACUGAACCUGGUCACUGCACAGCUUGAUUUGGAUUUGGAAACCAAUCAACCACCCGUUUCCAAUGUCAUCAGGCAACUGAACAACAAGACUGGAUACACUUUCGUCCGGCAAAUCCCAUGGACGGGACAGACACUGGACUUGGUUACCGGCAAUUUGGAGAGAAUUCAAGAAGCCCGCAAACCUUAUGGUGUCAUCCAUCUCGAGUCAUCGGAGAACCAAACAUCUUCAUCAUGGCAAUUCUUGAACGGUCAUGACAACACAGUGCCCUCUGUAACACCACCUCCGAGAGCGAGAACCACGAGGCUGAGAUCACAGAUCACCAUAAUAGAUUCUGGCAACGACAAGAAAUCGCUCAAGGCAGAGACCCCAACGGCAUACUUCUCUCAGUUGGUCCAGAUACACUAUGAUGCGACUACAGUGGGAGCCCGGGACCUUUUUGAUUACUAUCGGAGAUUCGAUCCAUCGCUUAGACUGGCUCCUCCGUCCAAGAGCACUAUUUUGAGUGCUAGGCUUGUACAAAUAACGCUUUGUAGCUUUCUAUUAGCAGUAGCGCUCACUGUGCCCAUUCUUGCAUUUGCCUGGGCACCUCUGAAGCCGGGGAAAUCCACGUACACACAUAUCUCCUUGGGGCUGGCUACCGCAGUGCAAUGUGUCGCCAUGUACGAGUUUGUCCCAACUACUGCACGAAUGUUGUAUCACGCUCACUGGCUUCACGAGGACAUGUUGAUCGCGUUGGGUACAUCAAUGGCAUAUAGUCUCAGCGUCGUAUCGUACGUCUACCGACUGAAAAGAAAAGAAUUGGACACGAUCUCACCCUUCCAGACGUCGACACUGUUGGUAACUUUUGUGCUCUUGGGCCGUGUGGUCAACGAAAUCGCCCGCUACCAAACGGUAGAGUCUGUGUCUUUCCGCUCUCUUCAGACUGACGAGGCGCUUGUCGUCAAAUCAGAUCCAAAUGCACCCAUGGAUCCUGAUCCAAAGACCAUGAGAAUAGAUGCUCGACUGCUCCAGCACGGUGAUCGAUUCAAAGUCUCACCGCAUUCCAAAGUCGUCACAGACGGCAUAGUCAUCUGCGGCGGCUCAGAAGUCGACGAGUCCAGAGUCACGGGCGGGUCUAUACCCGUUGCCAAAGGCGUUCAAUCUGUGGUGUAUGCAGGCACCACAAACGGUUCUGGAACGCUCAUUGUCGAAGUGACCGCUCUUCCACAUGAGAAUACAAUACACAGGAUUGCAACAAAGCUCGAAGACAGGGAGCUUGUCAAACCGAGGAUCCAGGUCAUCACAGACCGCAUAGCUGUGUGGCUGGUCCCUGCCAUUGUCACAGUCAGUCUGGCCACAUUUCUCGUCUGGCUCUUCGUGCAGAGAUAUGACAGGCAGUCGUGGGAAAAAGCAGUAGCAACAGCAUCUUCCUACGCUAUCCCAACCCUCGUCAUCACUUCCCCAUGCGCCAUCCGUCUAACCGUACCCACAAUCUUCCUCGUUGCACGUGGCAUCGCAGCCCGCCACGGCAUCACCAUUCGCAACCCCCGCGCCCUCGAAUCCACACGCCUUGUCACCGACGUCGUCUUCCAAAUCGACACAGAAAUGGACAAUCUCAGCUCCUCACCCAUGAAACCCAAACCCAUCUACCCUCCCCCAUCCCUCGCCUCCACCCUGCUCAAUCGAGGCAUAGCCGUCCACACAAUCGAUUCCGCACAACAGACACAUUACCUCGAGAAGCUGCAACAACGAAAGGGCAGCGUCGUGCUCCUCGUAUGCACCAACGCAGACGCCGACAUGCAAACCCCCGACCUCCCCACCGUCGCCCUGACACUGCACAAGAAGCCCCCACCGUCCACAUCCCCCCCAACCACACCCAUCCUCACAACCCCAAUCCCACCCCCACCACAACCAGACAUUACCCUCCCCCACCCCCUCAUAACCCCCCACCUCCUCCCCUCCCUCCUCACCCUCAGCACCACAACCCACCGCCUCACACGCAUCUGCCUCGCCUCCGGUGCUCUGCACCUCUUUCUCGCGCUGGCUCUAUCGAGCGGUUUGUUUGGCCUUGGCCUUGCGUCUGCAGUCCCGGGUUUAAAGGGGCAUUGGGAUGGCAGGGUAGUGGCGCCAUGGGCUGGUUUGGGCGGCUUGUUGGGUGGAGGGGUGGUGUGGGUUGGGGCGUGGGGUGUGGAUUGGGUAUGGGGAUGGGGAUGUGGGAGAAAAGGGAGGGGCAGUAUACUGAAUUAG
Messenger RNA from Plenodomus lingam JN3, 2406 nucleotides. RefSeq lists its product as uncharacterized. NCBI's taxonomy places the organism in Eukaryota, Fungi, Ascomycota, Dothideomycetes, Pleosporales, Leptosphaeriaceae. The record is from RefSeq and is a predicted model, not a curated record.